Molecule: messenger RNA, 516 nt
Organism: Leishmania mexicana MHOM/GT/2001/U1103
Lineage: Eukaryota; Euglenozoa; Kinetoplastea; Trypanosomatida; Trypanosomatidae
Exons: 1
Coding region: 1-516 (171 amino acids)
Biological process (GO): protein K69-linked ufmylation
Cellular component (GO): cytoplasm
Molecular function (GO): UFM1 conjugating enzyme activity
Source: RefSeq, a predicted model, not a curated record
AUGGAGCCGUCAGUGAAGGAGAGUGUCUCGCGCAUCCCGCUGCUGAAGACGAAGGCGGGCCCACGCGAUGGGGACAAGUGGACGGCGCGACUCAAGGAAGAGUACGCUUCUCUCAUCACCUAUGUGGAGCACAACAAGGCGAGCGACUCGCAUUGGUUUCACCUGGAGAGCAACCCCCAAGGAACACGCUGGUACGGUACCUGCUGGACCUACUACAAGAAUGAAAAGUACGAGUUCGAGAUGAACUUCGACAUCCCGGUCACGUACCCGCAGGCGCCACCGGAGAUUGCGCUGCCGGAGCUGGAGGGCAAGACGGUGAAGAUGUACAGGGGCGGCAAGAUCUGCAUGACGACGCAUUUCUUUCCCCUAUGGGCACGCAAUGUGCCGUACUUCGGCAUCAGCCACGUCCUCGCCCUCGGACUUGGGCCGUGGCUGUCCAUUGAGGUGCCCGCUAUUGUUGAGGAAGGGUAUCUGAAGCCCGCCAGCGCAGCAGCAGCGCCAGCGACUACUGAGUAG